Bursaphelenchus xylophilus (pine wood nematode) is the source of this 1350-nucleotide messenger RNA. The record is from the annotation of a GenBank genome assembly. Lineage: Eukaryota; Metazoa; Nematoda; Chromadorea; Rhabditida; Aphelenchoididae.
AUGGUCGAUAGUUCCGCGGCGACGAAUGGAAAAGACCAAUCAUUCCAUUCAUGGGUAAAAGAAGUGGUCGAGGACCACGUCCCCAUCAAUUAUUUGCCCAAUUUUGAUCUGGAUGUGUGAGUUUUCGAAAUUUUUUUAUUGGCGAUCGGAUGAAAAUUCGCCUUACCAGUUAUUAUCAACUUUUCUUUUGACCAAAAAACAAACUCGACUUUCAGUGAGCCAACCCAAGAGUCGGAUUACGCCGCAAUCUUCGAGACCAUGUUGGCGGAUCCGGAAUUGGACUGGGCCGUCAUCUACGACUACGUUCGAUUGAAGCGCUACUGUGAGGUCUUGGAAGCGGAUCUCCAGUCCGGCCGAGUCUCUGUUUUCCCCGCGUUUGAGGUCGAUAUUCGCAACUCUAUCAAACAGCAUUAUGUGGGUUGAAUUUUACGUGAGAUUGCCGAAAUUUUAUCUGUUCAAUUAUGACAAAAUUCGGCGCAAAUUUUGGAUUAGAAUUUUAAAAUAAUUUUCUUCUAAAAAUAAUUCGUAAAUCGUCUGAUCAACGAAUCAUUUCAGUACCUCAACAGCGGCCCAACCGACAAUCAUUUCAUCAUAUCGUUGAGAGAAAAGUACAAGAAAUCGGUAGGUCAAAAAAAAAUCAAAAAAAAAUCUAAUUUUUCCUGCCUUUUUCAGUACGCCGAUUAUCAGAAACGCUUCGAGAACAAUGUGAAAAUGGUGGAGAAUCGGAUUUCCGAAAUGGCGGAGAAAAGGCAGGCAAAGGUGAGGGCGUUUUUGCGACUAAUUAGGAGCAAUUUGACCCUCAAAUUUUGAUCGAAAUGGGCAAAAAUAAAGAUUAAAAUUUUCUAGGACAUGACAGAUUCUUGGCUCACACUUUGCAGAAACUAUCGGGAUUUUUAGGUCGAAAGUUGGAAAAAAAUUGACGAUUUUUCACCUAUCAACGGGAAAAAAUGACAAUUUUUUGUCAACUUUCGGCCUAAAAAUCUCGACAAUUUCUGCAAAGCGUGAACCAAAAAAUCUCUCAUGUCUUAGAAAAUUUUAACCUUAAUUUUUGCCCAUUUUCACCAAAAUAUGCGCCAAAUUUUCGUAAAAUUUCUCUUCGACCCCGUUUUUUUCUAAUUCAACCCCUUACAGUACUCAAGUCUUAUCGCUGGAGUAAAUGCGAUGGGUUUAGAGAACACGGAAGAAAUGGAAACGAAAACAGCGGAGAGCGCUGACAAAACGACUAGUGAAUCCAGUUCUAGUACUGAAAGCAGUUCCUUGGGAACCUGCGAAGGCCGUUCGCCCGAUUCUAUGCUUUCGUCUCCGUUCAGCUCAACGAAUACCUCCUACAGCGAAGAACUCGGGGACUAA